AUUUCUCUGCUAUUUCCACCCUUGACCACGAAAGGUGACCGGCUCAUGAGUCACGACUCACGAGAGACUUUUAAGGUGAAAAGUGCUGAAGGAAUCGUUCAAAAUAUCUAAGCCGAUAGCGUGUUUGCUCCUUCGACACUAGCAAUGGCGCCACAGAGCUUCCUCAUCGUGCUUGCUGUCGUCUUGUCGUUCGCCGGUCCCGAGGUAGUAGUUGUGGUCGGACAACCCUACGUCCCUUUAGGGCCCUACUGCUCGACGACGGGCAACUUCACCACCGCCAGCGAUUACCAGGUAAACCUCGGCGACCUCAUGGCCUCCCUCCCUCAGGGAGCCAUCGCGAACCGAGGCUUCGACAACGGCAGCGCCGGCCAGGCGCCAGACGAGGUGUUUGGGCUCAUCAUGUGCUACGCCGACCGGAACUGGACCCAGUGCCAGAACUGCCUCCGGGCCGCGGCCGCCGGCGUCCAGCAGAUCUGUCCUUUCAGCCGGGAGAUGAAGGCCUGCUACGACGCCUGCGUCGUCCAGUACUCCAACGUGUCCUUCUUCUCCGUCGCCGACCUGACCGUGGCGUUCUACGUUUGGACCAACGCCUUCGUCACCGACAUGGCCGCCAUGAACGCUACACGGUGGAGCCUGAUGACCCGGCUCGCGGAGGAGGCCGCCGGCAACGGCAACUCGCUGCGUCUGGCGAACGGGAGCCAAGCGUACACGGACUCGCAGGGCAGCUCGCAGGUGAUGUACGGGCUGGCACAGUGCACGAGGGACCUCAACGGCAGCGAGUGCGCCAGGUGCCUCGCCAAGUUCGUCGCGGAGCUGUCGAGCUCGCGCCCAAACAACACCUACGGCACCGUCAAGGGGUACAGCUGCUACGUGGCGUACAACAUCGGGGAAACCCUCGGCAUCACCAUCCCGCCUGAGACGGCAGCGCCGCCGCGGCCACCGCCGCCGUCGUCGUCGACGACGACGACAGUGCAAGUGCAACCACCGGAUCCAUCGCCUCCCCCAGGCCCGACGACGGUGGCACUGGUGGCCGGCGUGACUGUCGGCUCCGUGGCGUUCGCCGUCUGCUCCGGCGCCAUUGUUUUCUUCCUGCUGCGUCGUCGGCGCCGGAGACGAAAGGCAAGAGAGCGCCAACUAGACGUGUUUGACGACGAGCCUUUGGACGACGAGUCGUUUGAGAAAGGAACAGGACCGAGGCGUUUCCGGUACAGCGAGCUGGCCAUGGCAACCAGCUUCUUCUCCGAAACGGAGAAGCUCGGCGAAGGGGGUUUCGGGUCAGUAUACAAAGGGUACUUAAAAGAAAUGGACCUUCACGUCGCCAUAAAAAGGGUGUCAAAGAGCUCCAAACAGGGUAGGAAGGAGUACAUCUCCGAGGUGAAGAUCAUAAGCCGGCUGAGGCACCGCAACCUCGUGCAGCUCAUCGGCUGGUGCCAUGGCGGCGGCGAGCUCUUGCUUGUCUACGAGCUCAUGCCCAAUGGAAGCCUUGACUCUCAUAUCCACAGCCACAACAAUUUGCUGUCGUGGCAACUCAGGCAUGAGAUCGUGCUUGGAAUCGGUUCUGCACUCCUGUACCUGCAUCAGGAGUGGGAGCAGUGCGUCUUGCACCGUGACAUCAAGCCCAGCAACGUUAUGCUCGACGCCUCCUUCAACGCCAAGCUCGGCGACUUCGGGCUCGCGAGGCUGGUCGACCACGAGCGCCAGUCGCACACGACUGCGCUCGCUGGCACCAUGGGCUACAUGGACCCGGAGUGCAUGUUCAGUGGCAGCGCCAGCACGAGCUCCGACGUCUACAGCUUCGGCGUCGUCGCCCUCGAGGUCGCCACCGGGCGGCGGCCAAUCGUGGCGCUGCAGGACACGGAGGAGGAGUACGCCACCGUGCACCUGGUGCAGUGGGUCUGGGAACGCUACGGCCAGGGAAGGAUCCUCGACGCCGCGGACGCACGGCUGGACGGAGAACGGCUCGACGGCGAGGACGAGGAGAUGGAGCGCGUCAUGGUGACCGCGCUCUGGUGCGCGCACCCUGACCGCGCCCUGAGGCCAUCCAUCAGGCAGGCGGUGAACGUGCUGCGGCUCGAGGCGCCCCUGCCGUGCCUCCCCGCGAACAUGCCGGUCGCGACGUUCUUGCCACCGUUCAGUCGCCUCCAGCUGGCUGAAUCUGGGGCUGUCACCGGUAGUAGUAGUGGCAGCGGUGGCACCACGCGUUCAAGCAUCGCAACGGAGGCUUCCACCUUGCUGAGAUGAAAAAGGAAAAAAGAGAUAUUGUUCUGUUUUUUCAGCUUUGAUACCCUGUCCAAAUAUCAUUUUGAAAUGUCACUAGUCCAAAUUUGCACGAGGCAAAGAAUCCAAAUUGCAUGGUA
Messenger RNA from Sorghum bicolor (sorghum), 2357 nucleotides. Its product is annotated as L-type lectin-domain containing receptor kinase IX.1. Gene Ontology annotation, molecular function: protein kinase activity; ATP binding. The record is from RefSeq and is a predicted model, not a curated record. The coding region runs from base 145 to 2241 and encodes 698 amino acids. The transcript has 3 exons. Lineage: Eukaryota; Viridiplantae; Streptophyta; Magnoliopsida; Poales; Poaceae. Gene Ontology annotation, cellular component: plasma membrane. Gene Ontology annotation, biological process: protein phosphorylation.